GAUGGAGGCGUCGUGCCUGGAGCUGGCRCUGGAAGGGGAGCGCCUCUGCAAGGCUGGCGACUUCCAAGCCGGGGCCGCCUUCUUUGAAGCAGCCGUGCAGGUGGGCACCGAGGACCUGAAGACUCUCAGUGCCAUCUACAGCCAGCUGGGCAAUGCCUAUUUCUACCUAAAGGAGUAUUCCAAGGCCCUCGAGUACCACAAACAYGACCUUACCCUGGCUAGGACCAUUGGGGACCGCAUUGGAGAAGCCAAGGCAAGCGGCAACCUCGGGAACACGCUGAAAAUACUCGGGCAGUUUGAUGAAGCUGUCGUCUGCUGCCAGAGACACUUGGACAUUUCCCAGGAGCAGGGAGACAAGGUAGGUGAAGCCAGAGCACUCUAUAAUAUAGGCAAUGUUUACCAUGCAAAGGGAAAGCACUUAUCAUGGAACAUGGCCCAGGACCCAGGCUACCUGCYUCCAGAAGUCAAGGAGACGCUGCAGAAAGCUUCAGAAUAUUACGAGAGGAACCUGUCCCUGGUGAAGGAGCUGGGGGACCGAGCGGCCCAGGGCCGCGCGUACGGCAACCUCGGCAACACCCAGUACUUGCUUGGCAACUUCAGCGAGGCCAUAGCCUUCCACAAGGAGCGCCUCGCUAUCGCCAAGGAGUUCGGRGACAAGGCGGCGGAGCGGCGCGCGUACAGCAACCUGGGCAACGCGCACAUCUUCCUCGCGAGGUUCGACAUCUCCGCCGAGUACUACAAGAAAACGCUGCAGCUCUCCAGGCAACUCAAAGACCAAGCGGUGGAAGCCCAGGCCUGCUACAGUCUUGGGAACACGUACACGCUGCUUCAAGACUAUGAAAGAGCAAUCGAGUACCACCUAAAGCACCUGGUGAUAGCACAGGAGCUGGGAGACAGGGUGGGAGAAGGAAGGGCCUGCUGGAGUCUCGGAAAUGCCUACGUCUCCCUGGGGAGCCAUGAGCAAGCCCUGCACUUUGCAAGGAAACAUCUUGAAAUCUCCCAAGAGAUCGGGGACAGGAGCGGGGAGCGGACGGCGCAGGCGAGCGUGGCCCAGCUCCGCUCGGCCCUGGGCCUGCGUGCCGGCGACGAGGAGGGCGCCGCGGCCCGGCGCUCCGCCGGCUACCACGCGCAAGGGGCCAGGCCGAAGAGGAGCCAGCGCUGCAGCAUGGACAGCCUGGACCUGCUGCACUUCCCCUCAGAAAAGGAGCAGAACGGUGACAGCCACCACAUGGGAGACCUGAAGAUCGCAGGAAAAGAGCUCCUGUCGUUACCCGUGCGCUCCAAGAAAUACCGGGAGCACCAGCCCGGCGCCGAAAGAAGGGGCCUGGGCUCGAGUCCGUCGGCGCUGGACGCGAGCGAGGUCCGAGUCCAAGUGGCGCAGUCGAAGAUCAGCCGCAGCCCCUCCGACGAGGAAUGCUUCUUUGACCUGCUCAGCAAGUUCCAGAGCAACCGCAUGGACGACCAGCGCUGCCCGCUGGAGGAGAGCGCGGCCGAGGCCGCCGAGGCCGCCGCCACCCCCGUGCUGGCCCUCGAGGAGCGGAUAACGCAGCCCUCGCUCGUGGCGUCCCCGCAGACCGAGGAGUUCUUUGAUCUCAUCGCCAGCUCGCAGAGCCGGCGGCUGGACGACCAGCGCGCCAGCGUGGGCAACCUGCCGGGCCUGCGCAUAACGCACAACAACCUGGGGCACCUGCGCGUCGAGGGGGACGCCCAGGAGCCGGGCGAUGAGUUCUUCAACAUGCUCAUGAAGUGCCAGUCCUCCAGGAUAGACGACCAGCGCUGCGCGCCGCCCGACUCCAUCCCCCGCGGCCCCACCAUGCCCGAUGAGGACUUCUUCAGCCUCAUCCAGCGCAUCCAGGCCAAGCGCAUGGACGAGCAGCGCGUGGACUUGGCCUCGGCCACGGAGGAGGCCGCAGAGGAGCAGCAGAGGCCCAGUUCCAGCUAAGAACUCGCGUUGCAUUUGGGGGGUUUGCUUUGCCUUUGUUUUGGUUUGUUUUUUUAAAAGAGAAUAAGCGUAGGUGGUUUCAAACCUGAGCACUCCUGCUCCGCCACGGGCCGCCCCUCGGCGCUGCUUGUGGAGCCUCUGCCCCCAAGGCUGGGGCUGGCUCUGAAACACAGGUUUUGUUUUAGUUCACGUGGCCACCCUAACCCUGGGCAAAGCACAAGGGAAGACUUUGGGCAGCCCCUUUGCUUGUCACCUACAAGUGACCAGGAACUUGUGCUGGCAGCCAAAGAGAGAACCCAGAGUGCAUAGAUAACUCCAGCCUUGAUGUCUUUGUAUUUCCACAACACUUUAAAUGCAAUGGGGAAAGGGAAAAGCACCUUCGUGUUGGAGUCCUCCUGUCCUGCCUGCAGCGUGAGGUGACACAAACUGCCUUGGAUCCUUCCCUGGAACAUCCUGCUCGACUCUGCUUUAUCUGGAGGAGGAAACGAGUCCACAUCAGCGGCUACACAGACUCUUUUAGAACCUCAGCCCAGCUGCAGCCACGUCCCCCUGCUCUAUUAAACCUGUUCUGGACUUGCUGAGGACUCUGUGGUGAGAGCCUUGUGCUGUCCCCUCACUUCCCAGCCACGGGCCUGUGCAGAGUUGGACUAGGACCUUCCCACCAGGAACCCAGGCUCUCCUGCUCCUAGUUUCUAGUGCCCGGAGCAUUUGGAGACUUCAAAAGAAGCCUGAAAGGCCCCUGAGCUGUUAGAGAGCAGCACCCCUCUCUGACCCUGGCUUGUCACAAGCACAAGCAGAGCCACCACCACCCGCUUUGCGCCCUGCCCCAGGGGGGACAAAGCAGCCCCUUCCUUCCCUCGUUUCUCCUGGAAACAAUCCCGAUCCUUGCGUGCCGGGAGGGCUGCUCCGGGCAAGGCCCUUGGCCCAGCACCCCAUUUCAGCAAGACAAGGAGCCCCUAGGAGCCCCAAGCUGGGGUGUUAGCUGGGAAGCUGGUUCUGCUCUGCACACAGGAGCAAGGAUCUACACUUAUUUUCAUUCCUUCUUUUUUGGAAAAGGGGGCUGGGUAAGGCUGGAGAGGAGGGGAGCGCUUGUUUUGUGAUUUGACUCUUGGGCUCCAACAAUGAGCUCUGCCAAACUCAAUACAUUCCUCUAGAGAAAAAGAUUUUGAACAAAUCAGCACUUUCUAACUGAAAUGCAGUUAACAGAAGCAUUUCCAACCAGCAGUGAGAUUUUCAGACCAGUGAUGCUGCUUACUGGGCACUUAACCCACCUGAACUAACUGCCUGGAGGGGGAGCUGCCUUUUACCUGCCCCAGGGAGGCUCUGCAGGGCCUGGACACACAGGAGGAGCUGUCCGGCCCGUACCUGCCAAGCUGMCGCUUCCAAAGGGGAGGAAAAGGCUGGAGAUGAAGACACGGAGCAGCGGCAGGCGCAAGUCUGUGCAGCUCUCGGCCRGCUGAUGAACUGGAAUCUGACCGUUAAGCUUUCAGAGGUGUUAAUUAUUUGCCAUAUACUUGAAUGUAUGAGCUUAUUUAUUUUUUACAUGUGUAUU
Messenger RNA from Nothoprocta perdicaria, 3494 nucleotides. It is a transcript of the gene GPSM1, whose product is annotated as G protein signaling modulator 1. Lineage: Eukaryota; Metazoa; Chordata; Aves; Tinamiformes; Tinamidae. The record is from RefSeq and is a predicted model, not a curated record. The transcript is spliced from 13 exons. Gene Ontology annotation, molecular function: protein binding; GTPase regulator activity. The coding region runs from base 2 to 1942 and encodes 646 amino acids.